AUGCAUAUCAAAACUGUGUUGACACCGGUCGCGUUGGCGGCCGUUGUUGGAGCUGCCCGGAAUGUCCGCGAUGUCGAGCCGUGUGCCCGAGUUAGCAGUUUGGUGGCGGAUGCCAAUGCAAAUCAGGCAAGUGCCAUUGUGCCUCAUGAUCUGGCACAUCAGUGUUUGGUAUCUAUGCCCUUCGACUCGGAUCGUGCCGUGAAAUUCCUGGAUCAGGUCCGCAAGAUCCUCGAGUUCCAGUCGACGAUCGAUAUUCUCAAGAAUCCUCCCUCGGGGUAUACCAUGCCCUCCACGGAUAUCCUGAGAGACAUUGAGACAAUUUUGGAUAAGGCCAAAAGCAACAGCUAUAAGAGUCAAUUCGAGAUGGAUUUGGAAUUGAAUCAUCUGAUCAAAUCGGCCCAUGAUGGUCACUUGGCCUUCCAGCUAUGCUCGCAGUCAAUCUUUACAUAUCAGGUCGAUAUGCCUCUGGUGUCAAUCUCAACAGAUGGGCUGGCCCUUCCUGAAGUGUAUGCUUUAGGUGAUGCCAAACUGCAAAAGUCCGGCUCAAAGGCCGUCUCGCCUCUGGUUUCUAUCAACGGCACUGAUGUGGCUAAAUACCUUGAACUAUAUGCCGAUGGCCAAACUCUUCAGGAUCGCGAUGCACAAUACAACCGAGUAUUCCCCGCGCCAGCCCGCAGUGUAACCAAUACUCCCAUCGGCGUGAAUGGAAUCUGGGCUUCUAUUGGAGACUGGACUGAUGGUGCCCAGCUGUCCCUCAAGUUUGGCAAUGGCACCGAAAAGACAGUCCAGAGAACAGCCACACCGAGCGAGAAGUUCUUUUCUUAUAAGACCGGCCAACGUCUCUUCGAAGUACAGUGCCUUCCUCGAGACUUUGCCGCGGCUUCAAGUAGCCCAUCCGGCGCCGAGGAGGCCUCCUCCGAGAUAAUAGGAUUACCCAAGACUACCUGGCGCAACUCGGCCAAUUCAAUUGCCGGAUAUUUCUCCAAAUUCCCAGAGCUCGAAGACACAGCAAUCAUCUUCCUUCCUACGUUCUCAUCCAGCGCAUCAGAGGUCGCCGAAAUUGCCGUUGAAUUCUUGCAAAAUGCCACCGAGGCCGGCAAGAAGAACGUCUUGAUCGACCUCUCGUCUAACCCCGGUGGAUACAUGUCCAUUGGCAUCGAUAUGUCCCGUAUCUUCUUCCCGCAAUCCGAGCCAUAUACAGCGACACGAUACCGCGCACACGAUGCAGCCAAGUAUAUCACCAAAGCAUACUCGCGCGACAACAAGACAGACUCGAGCAACGUCUUCGCAUACCGACAGAUGGUUCGUCCAGACCAGAAAACCGACUUCAGCUCGUGGGAAGAUCUCUACGGGCCGCAUGAGAUUCUGGGAAGCUCCGCUUCCAGCCUGCUAGCCAACUUCAACUAUACCUCCACGUCUUCGAAAGUCUUCCCCAUCAACGGCUACGGACCCGUUCCGUUGAACCCGAGCAAGUCAUACUUCUCAGCGGAAAACAUUGCCCUUAUCACAGACGGCGACUGCGUCUCGACAUGCGCUUUCUUCGUUAAGCUGAUGAAGCGCCAGGGCGUCCGCACGAUCACUUUCGGCGGCCGUCCGCGGAAUGAACCCAUGCAGGGUGUUGGUGGCGUCAAGGGCGGCCAGUCACUCGGUAUUAACUACAUCAAUGGGUAUAUCCAGCAAGCGAACGAACUGAUCAGAGACGCGGCUGAUAGUGAAUCGCCACUUCUGACGGCUGAUGAAUGGAAGGCAUUUAACGAGUCCAGCCCGAGUACGACUGCGUCGCUUCAGUGGAGUGGCAACCUGAAUUUGCGGAAUGAGUAUGAUCCGGAGGAUGGCGAGACACCGCUGCAGUUUGUUUACGAGGCUGCUGAGUGCAGGCUGUUUUAUACGCUGGAUAAUUAUUUGGAGCGGGAGACGGUUUGGCAGGCAGCGGCAAAGGCUAUGUUUGGGGGUGGACAGUGUGUGGAAGGAUCAACUAAGGGGAAGGGGAGCUUGGAUUCUUGA
This is a messenger RNA of Penicillium paradoxum, 2004 nucleotides long. RefSeq names its product Interphotoreceptor retinol-binding. The transcript is spliced from 6 exons. The coding region runs from base 1 to 2004 and encodes 667 amino acids. The record is from RefSeq and is a predicted model, not a curated record. Gene Ontology annotation, molecular function: serine-type peptidase activity. Gene Ontology annotation, biological process: proteolysis. NCBI's taxonomy places the organism in Eukaryota, Fungi, Ascomycota, Eurotiomycetes, Eurotiales, Aspergillaceae.